This is a messenger RNA of Ostertagia ostertagi, 714 nucleotides long. NCBI's taxonomy places the organism in Eukaryota, Metazoa, Nematoda, Chromadorea, Rhabditida, Trichostrongylidae. The record is from the annotation of a GenBank genome assembly.
AUGAGUGUUCGUUGCGUGGAUUUGGCUCACACAACUCUCAUCGGCGGCUUUUCACAGAUCAUCUCCAAUCGUACUGAAAGCGAUAUAGACCAGACGGAUUCUCGUUCUGCCAGCCUGUACGCGAGCAGUGAUCGACUGAAACACAUCGAGCAAAUGCUACAGGAGCAAAGCUCAAUGCUCACAGAACUGCUUCAACGAAACCAGCCAUCGAACAGUCGUCGUGCUUCCGUAGUUCAUUCGUCCUGUCGCCUGCUCGAACUGCUGCACGCGGCCAGCCCUGCUCUACUACGUGGCCUCUCUGCCUGUCUACUACAGUUAGCCGACGGUCAUCCAUCUCCACCACAUCUGGAGCGUAUUCUCAACGCUAUUUGUGAGAACGAAGGAUCACAACAGCAGCUCGAAUCGGUCACGACUAUCCAAGGAAGCGUUGUUUCUCAGGUACGUCAAGUAUGCCACGAGAACCCGAAGAUAACCGUCGAAGGUCACGGUGCAGCCGGUGGGAAAGUACGGAAUGACCUGGAGCAUCUGGUUUCCAGCAUUAUGCAUGAAGUGAUGGAAAUUCUGGAGCAAUGCGAUGACAUCGAUGAGGAAACGGACGUGUCUUGUGUCGGUCGGCUAAAGAAGAAGAAGCAGAAGAAGAACGGACUGGGCGGCAGAGAUGCAGUGUGCAGUGCAGCGGAGGCGCGUUUCGAGGCGAUAUCGUAUUGCUGCUGA